Messenger RNA from Telopea speciosissima, 719 nucleotides. RefSeq names its product cucumber peeling cupredoxin-like. NCBI's taxonomy places the organism in Eukaryota, Viridiplantae, Streptophyta, Magnoliopsida, Proteales, Proteaceae. The transcript has 2 exons. Bases 52 to 690 code for a protein of 212 amino acids. Gene Ontology annotation, molecular function: electron transfer activity. The record is from RefSeq and is a predicted model, not a curated record. Gene Ontology annotation, cellular component: plasma membrane.
CUUACAAAGUCUAUACUUUUUUAUCACCGAGAAGUGUUGUUGGGAACAGUAAUGGAGGUGCCGGCCAUUGCGAAUCUGGCGGUCCUAGCCCUUCUGAUAACCGCAGCUGCUUCUGCAACUACUCAAUACACUAACCAUACCGUCGGAGGCGACUCUGGAUGGUUCUUCAAUUCCACCAACAAGUCCCCGUCCACCGACUACACAAAGUGGGCCGCUUCUCAGACCUUUAACCUCGGCGAUUAUCUCAUUUUCAACACGAAUGGAAAUCAGACGGUGAUCCAGACGUAUAACCAGACGGUCUACCACAACUGUGACUUCAAAGAUGCAGCAGAUGGAGAUGCGUUUCAGUACGGUGGGGGGAAUACGUCGGCGAAUUCGUUGACGGUGCCGGUGCCGUUGACUCAGGAGGGAUCCAACUUCUAUUUCUCCGAUGCAUACGAUGGCGUGGAUUGCCAUAAAGGAAUGGCAUUCGAGAUCACAGUGGAGCACGGGCUAGGACUACCUCCUAGUCUCAACCAGCCCCCACCACCGCCUUACGUGGCGCCUCCGUCCCCCGAUGCUCAGUCUCCGUCUUCUUCAACUUCGACCCCAACCAACCAGCAAGAGAACUUCUACAAUGGCGGCUUCAGCUUCUCCAGCUCUCCGGUUCUCCUCAUCCUCGCCCUUUUAUCUGCGUUUGCCCUAGUUUGAUUGACUUUGGUGGAAGGAGACAGACCGUG